This is a messenger RNA of Psylliodes chrysocephalus, 2697 nucleotides long. NCBI's taxonomy places the organism in Eukaryota, Metazoa, Arthropoda, Insecta, Coleoptera, Chrysomelidae. The record is from the annotation of a GenBank genome assembly.
GGUCAGACAGCUGCAACCGGUUAUGCUGGUGGAUAUGAUCAAACGGCGGCAGCCGCGGCUGCAGCAGCAGCCGUCGCCAAACCUGCAACGUAUGCUACCACUUACACUCAAAGAGCUGCCACCCAACAACAAGCCCAGCAAGUAGCUACUGCAGCCGCGGCGGCGGCGGCAGCGGCUAAACCUGCGCAGUAUACAGCUACUUAUCAACCUAAUGCUAGUGCAUAUCAAGCUACAUAUGCCCAACCAGCCGCCCAAACUACGAUUGCUGCUCAACCUACUACACAAGCUAAACAGCGAUACGAUGCAGCGCUCUACUCGGCUGCCACAAUGUACGUCGCCCAGCAAAAUACGAACAACCAACAGAAGACGGGAGGCUGGCAAAACUACAAGAAGGCAGGUAUUGGAGCUAAGAACGUGAGAGCUAAGGCGCCACCGAAGCCGCAGCAGUUACAUUAUUGUGAUGUGUGCAAAAUCAGUUGCGCCGGACCCCAAACUUACAAAGAGCAUUUAGAAGGACAAAAACACAAGAAACGUGAAGCUGCAACUAAAAUGGCUGCUUCUGUAGCUGUUACAAAUCAAAAUAGAGCCGGAAACUCUCUUAGAUGUCAAUUAUGCGAUGUCACUUGUACAGGAAAUGACGCUUAUGCCGCCCAUAUUCGCGGCGCCAAACAUCAGAAAGUCGUUCUUUUACACACCAAAUUGGGCAAGCCUAUCCCUCCUCAAGAACCGGAAGUUAUCGGCGGAUCAAAGAAAUCCGUUUCGUCGACACCUAAAAUUAAUUUCGUUCAAUCUGGAGGACUGGGAGUAUCUUCUGGGAAUGGCGAGACCAUCAAAGAAGAAGAGGAAGAAAUUCCGGAACCGGAUAUACAGCCUGUCGGGCAAGAUUAUAUUGAAGAAAUUAAGAGCGAUGAUGGAAAAGUAAUCAGUUUCAAUUGCAAACUAUGCGAGUGUAGAUUCAAUGAUCCUAAUGCAAAAGAAAUGCACAUGAAAGGCAGAAGACACAGGCUGCAAUACAAAAAGAAAGUAAACCCUGAUCUUGUUGUUGAUGUUAAACCAUCUCUUAGGCAAAGAAAAAUUCAAGAAGAAAAGAUGAGAAGAGCCGCAAUGAGAGAAGAGUUUUGGGCACGUCGUCACUACCCGGAGGCUAAUGAGAAUAUGUACUGGGAUGACCAUAGGCGAUACGAAGAAGAAUACAUGGCAAUGGUUGGACAUGGUAAUAUGGGAUACCAAAGAGGAAGGCCGUUCCCAGGAGGUCCACCACCAUUCUUCCAAGGAGGCAUGCAGCGUAGAACCGACUCUAGCGACGAUAAGCACGUGAUGGCCCGCCAUGCUGAAAUAUAUCCUAAAGAAGAGGAAUUGCAAGCUAUCCAGAGAAUCGUGUCUCACACCGAAAGAGCACUGAAGGUCGUUUCUGAUCAAAUAUCUGAGAGCAAAACCGGAAAAACGGAUGCUGCAGUUAAAAUCGAAGAAAAGCAAGAAAAUCUUCAGAAAGAAGAUGGACGAGAUAAUCAAUUGUUUUCAUUUCAACAAGGUGAUCAAAAUCGCAUUUUGAAGGGAGUAAUGCGAGUAGGCCACCUCGCCAAAGGUCUACUUCUUCGCGGAGACACCAACGUCGAGCUUGUUGUACUUUGCGCCGACAAACCCACGCUCACUCUCUUGAAGAAGGUUGUGGAACUUCUACCGCCCGCUUUGAAGCAAGUAGCUACCGAUAAUUCCUACACCGUAGCUAUUAACGCAUCCGAAGCCGGACUUAUCAUUGCAGGAGACAACUUGACGGUCCUGGUGCAGUUUACGAGUCCCGUGAUUAGGGAACAGCAAGAAGCUGCGAGCGGCGGGUUCGACCGGGAUGUUCUCUCACGCGGCAAGUGUCUCCAGGCGCUGGCAGCCCUCAGACAUACCAAAUGGUUCCAGGCCAGGGCAUUGGGUCUUCAUUCCUGUGUGAUCAUCAUUCGAAUCCUAAGAGACUUGUGCCAAAGAGUUCCUACGUGGUCACCUCUCAGUUCAUGGGCAAUGGAAUUGUUAGCAGAGAAAGUAAUAUCGUCGGUACCUGGUUCGUCCCAAUUAUCACCAGGAGAUGCCCUCAGAAGAGUCAUGGAAGCAGUGGCUAGUGGUUUGCUCUUACCAGGAGGUCCGGGCUUGGCUGAUCCUUGCGAAAAAGAUAAUCCCGACGCCUCUGGAGCUUUGAAUGCCCAACAGAGGGAGGAUCUCACGUGUUCGGCGCAAUAUGCCCUUAGGUUAAUUGCAUAUAGACAGAUUUAUAAGGUAUUAGGAAUGGACCCCCUACCGGCCCCUCAAAAAGCAUUCCGAAGAGAUAGAUCUGCUCGUAAACGUCGUCGUUCGGGAGGAGAAUUAGAAGGUUCUGAAAGUGACACAGGAAAGAUGGUAAAAACAGAUGGUGCAAAAUAACAUAGAAAAUGUUAAUUUAUAGUUCUUACAUAUUGAAGUAUUUUAAUAUAUAGGCAUUAUUGUUUCUGUAAUUAUGGAGUUUGUGAUUUUUUUUGUUUAUUUUUUUACGUCUAGAACUUUACUGUAACCAUACAGAGUGGUAUUCUACUGAGCGAUCGGUAAUAAAUAUGUAUGUCCAUAUUUGAAUUUGAAAGAUGUUUUAAGAUUAAUUAGCAUAUUGUAUUUGACGAAAUGAAUGAUUUUCCUUGAUCUUGUGAACUCUAAGUUCAAAUAAAUAUUUCACAUCUGGGA